CUCUCGCUGUUUUUCCAAUGGGGUACGAGUCAGCCUCGUGACCGAGCUACAGGUCGUUCUCUCCGCUAUCCUGACCUGGACUGUGUGUGAAACAAUAACCAUUCACUAUGUUAUGCCUCAUAACUCGUCCGGACUCGGUGGUUCUGGAAGUGGAGGUGGACCCAAAAGCAAACGGAGAGGACAUUCUCAAUAAGAUAUGCCGGAAAAUGGGAAUCAUAGAGGUGGAUUAUUUUGGACUUCAGUUCACCGGUGCAAAGGGAGAGAUUUUAUGGAUGAAUCUCAGAAACAGGAUUUCUCAACAAGUGGACUGCCUGUCUCCCUGCAGACUAAGGCUGCGAGUGAAGUUCUUUGUUGAGCCGCAUCUAAUCCUCCAAGAGCAAACCAGACAUCUGUUUCUGAUGCAUGUGAAGGAGGAGCUUUUCAAAGGAAGCUUGCGAUUGGACGCAGAGCAGGCGAUCAAGCUCUGUGCACUACUGGCUCAGGCAGAGUUUGGGGAUUACAACCAAAACACAGCCAAAUACUGCUACUCACAGAUCUAUGGUCAAGAGCCCAGCCAUGACACCAUCAACAAUAUUUGUUUGAGGCAUAAGGCAUUGGAGGGUGUUAGUCAGGCUUCAGCAGAAUAUCAAGCCCUGCAGCUGGUUUCCUCCCUCAACUACUAUGGCGUGGAGUGGCAUUCCGCGCGUGACUCUGAGGGACAGGAGCUGCUCAUCGGGGUCGGACCAGAGGGCCUGUUCGUCUGCAAAACAGAUUUCACCACUAUUGAAAGAAUCGUAUACCCAGUCAUUCAAAUGGCCACUCAGUCCGGAAGGAAUGUGUAUGUGACCAUCACAAAGGACAGUGGGGACAGUACGGUUCUCCUUUUUAAGUUCAUCAGUCCUUGUGCUGCCAAUGGACUAUAUCGCGCUAUCACGGAGAUUCACUCCUUCUAUAGGUGUGACACUGUAAUGAGCACGGUGAAGAUGCAAUAUAGCCGUGACUUCAAGGGUCACCUGGCCUCCCUCUUCCUCAAUGAAAGCAUUGACCUUGGUAAAAGGUACAUCUUUGACAUUCAGCGCACAUCCAAAGAAGUGUAUGACCGUGCCCGGCGAGCCCUGUUCAAUGCAGGGAUGGCUGUGAAUGGAUGUGGGAGCCUAAGAGACAGUUACAGUCACUCGCCGCUGAGACAGAUAAAAGUUGAAAGGGAAAAGCGAAUGUGUGUCGGCUGCAGAGAAACUCACAUUCUCAAGGAGAAGCUCCAAAUGUUACAAGAUGCCCUGACCUGCGCUCUGUGCUGCGAACAGGAGAUCAAUGCUGCUUUCUGUCCUUGUGGACACAUGUUCUGCUGCUAUAAGUGUGCCAGCCAACUUCAGUGUUGCCCAGUUUGCCGUUCAGAAGUGGACCGUGUUCAGCAUGUCUAUUUACCCACCUGUGCCAGUCUACUUGGCCUGGCAGAGGCAAAAACCUCUACCUUCAGUGUGCCCAGCGGGACUGCCAUCUCAGAGGAUUGUGCCAAUAAAGAAAACACCUGCCAGCUGUAGGAUGGAUAACAUCUGCACACCGCACAUGGACACUA
Rhinichthys klamathensis goyatoka is the source of this 1555-nucleotide messenger RNA. It is a transcript of the gene mylipb, whose product is annotated as myosin regulatory light chain interacting protein b. The transcript has 7 exons. Gene Ontology annotation, molecular function: ubiquitin-protein transferase activity. The record is from RefSeq and is a predicted model, not a curated record. NCBI's taxonomy places the organism in Eukaryota, Metazoa, Chordata, Actinopteri, Cypriniformes, Leuciscidae. Gene Ontology annotation, biological process: ubiquitin-dependent protein catabolic process. Gene Ontology annotation, cellular component: cytoskeleton. The coding region runs from base 108 to 1520 and encodes 470 amino acids.